GUCCCGGACUUUUUGUUUCUGUAUAGAAACAAGGAAGCAAUGCAUUAUUCAGCAAGAGACUUUUACUGAAAAGUGUAAUCUAGGACCUCGCAGUUUUAGUUCCUCAUUGGUACAAGCUUCCUUCUCCAUCAUUGUCAAGCCACCAGGGGGGCGGUGCCGGAAUCGCCCGAGAUCUGACUGAGGCGGGCCUCCAACCAUGUGUUAUUGGUAGCCGACUUACAGGAUCGCUCUACGUCUCCCCACAGCCCACGUGUCUCAUUAGUGAAGGGAUGUGAGAGAACGAGCGCGUUGUUGUUGAACAUGUACAGCUACCGUCAGUUAUCGCUCACUGUAGUCGUGUAAUGACUCAUUAACGCUACUCACUCUAUUUAUUGGGGUGUAUGGAUCGACAAAGUUAAUACUACAUUGGUAUAGCUUGUUGAGUUUAUACAAUGAUUCGCAAUAGGAAAGAGGAUGUUUAUGUUUUCCUGUAGACCUGUUACUGCCGGUCCAACUGUUAACAUCACCUACUUGUUGGAUUGAGACAUGUGGUGAGCACUCUCUCAUGGAUCUAGGAGUACUCCUGAGCACCAUGGUAGAUGUAGAGAUCCUCCUGGCCGUGUGUCACCUCUGUGUGGCUUUCGAAUUAGGAAUUGCUCAAGACGACAGAGUGAUCGACGAAACACCUCUCACGGUCAAGGUCAUUUCAGGUUCCACCGCCAUCUUGCCAUGUUCUGUGGACCCCAAGUACACAGAAGGCUAUGCAGACCAGUACAGUGUAUUGUGGCAGAAUCCCAUACAGACUGUCAUAAGUGUCAAGGACAGAAGGGUUUUAACAGACAUGCGCAUUAGUGUUGAAAGGCCAUUUGUCAGCGACUGGAAUCUCCACAUCAGGAAUGUGUCCGUCACGGACAGUGGGGAAUACAAGUGUCAAAUAAAUACAGACCCAGUCAGAUCUAAAAGGGUCAAACUUGUGGUUCAAGUUCCUCCAAAUAUAAUUGAUUAUUCUGAUUCCGAUGAUGUGAAAGCAAGAACAGGUGAUAGCGUUGAGUUGAUGUGUAACGCCACCGGCAUCCCCACACCAACAAUCACCUGGUACAGGCUCAAUGUCUGGAGCACCAAGAAGAAGGAAAAGGUCGGCCACGAAGGGCAAGUACUGCUGAUUCGCAACAUAUCGCGCGUGUGUGCCGAUACCUAUGAAUGCGUGGCCAACAACACAGUGCCACCUGCCAGAACCAGACAGAUCAAGGUUACCGUCGAGUAUCCACCCGAAAUUCAUCUGUUUACGACACGGAUCGGACAACAACUACGGAGAGAAACGAUACUGGAAUGCAGGAUUACCGCCUCACCUCUUGGAGUGACCAUGUGGAAGAAGAACGGAGAACAACUUCAUCCCAAUUUUAAACACGAACUCGAUGUAUACAACGAAGGCCCACAAACAAUUACACUGAGCUUAAGGAUAGUGAAUAUUCAGAAGCAUGACUUUGGGGAAUAUGUAUGCGAAGCGUCCAAUAGCAUGGGAAGUGCCUCGGAAGUGAUGGAGCUGUACGAGGUAUAUCCCAUCACGACAACAACCACGCCACCUACAACAACACAGCUCAUCAGGCAAACCAUUUUCUUCAGCGGUGAAGGUGGGAAGGAAUACCCUCCCCCCAAAACAUGGCCUAAAGGUGACCGAGGAAAACAUAGGGAGGGAACGUUCCCUGGGAAAAAAGCACCCAAAAGUGGACCCACCGUCAAGAAGAAUCCCACAGGUGCUAGUCUUACGGGGGUAUAUAGCCCGGGUUCUAUGAAGUACGACAAUCAAGCAGGGAUACCCAACAUUCCAAGUACAGUUGUUUUUCUGUGUGUGAUGUACUCAAUUACACUGGUGCAAGCUAUGAACACGUUGUGACAUGUGUGCGAUUAUUAAAGGAUGUAUGUAUCUCAUGCAUUGGUUCGUACAAGUGGACCAAUUGGAAUGGAUUUGGAUAAGCAGUGAUUUGCCUUAUCCAUUUAUAAUUUCGCGGUGACAGAUAUUGCCAUCAACAUCCAUUGAAAGUCAUCCAUGUAAGGCACCUCUGCAAGAUUUGCGUGAAUCGUCACAUGUACAAGUAACGAGUACAAUAAAUUACAUUGGAAGUACCAUUCCAGCUACCAGAGAUCCUGUGAGGGGUUCAUCUUCAUCAUGCAUGGAAAUAGGGUUGAAUAUUUGAACAAGUGUUUUAAUAGUUAAACUAAUGCCGUGAAAACUGAAUAAAGUAGAAGCGUUCACACUUCUCCACUGGACCAUGCCCACACAACGGAUCAUCACAGGCCGUGUUAUAUAACUGUUAUUAAGUAGUCUCCCUUUGAGUCGAACAUAUGUAUCCUGUACAACGUGAGUGCAAGACGUCGAAUUUACCUCUUAUGGUAUGAUGAGAAACUGUGUUUAAACUCGGGCACAAGAGUUGAUAAUACACGUUGAAAUGCUAAUUUAUAGAAAUACUAAAAUCAAGAAUAUUGACAGUUGAUGUGGUUUUCAGAAUAUGAGUCUUGAAAUUAGAUGUUCACAAAUCAAUGUUAACUUUGCUCAUUCGUGAACAUUUAAAUUUAUUAAUGAUUGGCUGUAAAGUGUUUUGCAGCUAAGUUGACGAUUUAACAUUUAGUUAUGUGUACAUAAUUUACCAUCACAAUUCAAAGACAGUUAUAGCAAGGAUUGUUUGUUUUUUUAUAAUCAUUAUGCCAUUUUGGCUAUAAUGCGUCCUGUGUAUAGAUAUGUACAAUUUAUCUUGGUACCAUUAUAUUGCAUGAAAUCUACAACCACAUGUAUUAUGUUGAGCUGGUUUCGAUCGACGUGUAUAUUUGUUCAGUGAUAUCAGUCCCUUACAGGUGGUUUCCUUGAAUGAGAAUCCACAUGAAAUACUUCCAUUAUUGAAACGUAUUAAUUUUCUGUACAUUUUCCUCACUCAUUCGUCCUUCGAAAGUUGUGCGACAUACGCUCAUAUCUGGCUAUGAUUUCUAUUCAUUAAGUCAAUACACACACAUACGCUGAUGACAAAUAUUCAGUAUUCAGUGGAGUACUGCUGUAGAAUCAUUAGAUGCUUUUAGAUGUAUAUUAUGUAACAUAAGAAUUUCUUCAUAGCAUUUGACCUAAUGUGAAUAUGUGUUCUCUUUAGUUUUGGUUGUGACUGUCCUCAAUCACUGGCACACACACAAUACUGUAGCAGCCAUAGGUUCAUGCGUACCAUGCACAGAACUAAGUUGUAUUGAGGCGUUAAUCCGACUCCUCUGACUGGCAAUGUUUUUUCAUCAUGGUUGUGUAAUAGCUACUGAAUACACAUGCCGUGGCUUUGGACAUGUAAUCUUUAUGGUCUUGAUAGGUUAAUGCAGUAUGUUUCAUGGCAUUAAGCACAAUGGUGUAGAUACCUUCAUGGUACGUAUAUGAUUGUGGAAUGAUGUUCACAUAUGACAGCGUUUCGUCAGUCAAAACGCAAUCGUUCUCAUUGGUAACGGUGGGCAAUAUCCUGCUCCAUUGUGAGCCUCGUAACGUCAAUGUUAAAUCAUUCAGAAACUAAUCGCAAAAGGCCAAUGACGCUAACAUAUACAAUCAAGUAAUUAUUCACAAGAAGGUUAAUUACAUCCAUUUAAUUCUUAACCGAAAUCUUAAGUCUAUAGUAAGUCUGAUUCUUAAAUGUUUAGUCAUGGGUGUUCCAUUCUAAUAUUACCGCUUUAUGGUGCGUAUCAAUUCCAACAUGAUAAAUUAAACAUUGUUCAUAAUCCUUGUCGUACAUCAGUGUUAUCGAAGGUAUACUUCAUACUUAUAAAGUAGUUAUAUAUGUAGAUUGACUUCAUCUUCCUCACUGACCUGCUUAAUGAUCUUCUUACAAAGCCGUAUCAGGUACAAGCGUAACGCAGAUCUCUGCUUCCUGUGCAAUAUUAUGUGCUUAUCGUGUUGCCAUCUAUGUGUCAAAGAUUGUUCACAUGUACAUAUUAAUGUAUAGCUUUCUGUGCCAUUUUGUGCAAGUUGCAAAUUUUACAGAGUUUUUCCAUGGAUGUACAUAACAGGCAUGACAGAACAAUAAACUAUUUUGAUAAAAUA
Molecule: messenger RNA, 4039 nt
Organism: Haliotis rubra (blacklip abalone)
Lineage: Eukaryota; Metazoa; Mollusca; Gastropoda; Lepetellida; Haliotidae
Product: lachesin-like
Exons: 8
Coding region: 545-1873 (442 amino acids)
Cellular component (GO): neuron projection
Source: RefSeq, a predicted model, not a curated record